AUGGAACACGGCAUUUUCCCCGACCGGUUUGGGAAGUUCUCCCCGAGCUUCUUCUCCCAGGCCCAACGCCGCCGUGAACAGCCACAGCACCAAUCAACUGGCGCCAGCGGACACCCAGACGAUUCGACAGAUCGGACCACCGCCAAAUUCUUCCAGCACACAUCGGCUCCCCGUAUCUCUUCCGACGCUGUCAUUGCUGCGUCUCUCAAGCGCCAGUACCCUUCACUUCAAUUGACUACCGUGCCCGUGGACAAUGUCGACAUUCUGGCUUAUGCCUCCAACGUCCCUGACGAUGUCGCAAGUUUCCAUCAGGUGGAACCGGAGUCCUCUGUAUUUCCGGCCGACCUGAAAUGGAACUAUUACCUCCCGCCCGCCAGGCGACUGGACGGUUCCAAAGGGGGCAUUGCCACGGAUUUGCACUUUGGCAAAUUCCUGUAUCGUUACAAGGGUGCAGAGUUCAUUGUGUAUCUGGCUGAAUGUCGAGACGGAUCGAGUUAUUAUCCCCCUAUCGUCAACUACUACAUUCUGUCUUCUCCUCCCGAGGUCCACUUGGUUGAGAGUUUGUUGAUGACUGCGGGGCAUUCGGCGUUUGAGCUCAAGGAUGAGAUCUGGGUCUUCGAUGGAGGGUGGUGGCAAAAGUCGAGGGAGCUGUUUGACAGCGUCCAAAAGUCGAGCUGGGACAAUGUCAUCUUGGAUGAAGACAUGAAGAAAGCGCUGAUUGACGACCACACGAGCUUCUUUGCCUCCAGGGGCCAGUAUGAAAGGCUCAAGGUGCCUUGGAAAAGAGGACUUAUCUACUGGGGUCCUCCCGGGAACGGAAAGACGAUCAGCAUCAAGGCCAUGAUGAAGACGCUUAGUGAGAGGGAGGAGAAGGUGCCGUCGUUGUACGUGAGAAACUUUGUUUCGUAUGGCGGCCCUGAAUACGCCAUCUCCAUGAUCUUUGCCAAAGCAAGGCAGUAUGCGCCUUGCUACCUGAUCUUUGAGGAUCUCGACUCGCUGGUGACAGAUGGCGUGCGAAGCUACUUUUUGAACGAGAUUGAUGGUCUCAAGAGCAAUGAUGGCAUCUUUAUCGUGGGCAGCACGAACCAUCUGGAAAGACUGGACCCCGGCCUUUCGAAACGUCCCUCUAGAUUCGACAGAAAGUACUUCUUUCCGGACCCCAAUCUGGAGCAGCGCGUCGCAUACUGCAAAUUUUGGCAAGGCAAGCUGAAGAGCAACAAAGACCUCGAGUUUCCCGACAGCCUGUGCAAAGCUAUUGCCGAGAUCACGGACGGCUUCAGCUUCGCCUACAUCCAAGAGGCGUUUGUGGCGGCGCUGCUUGUCAUUGCAAGAGAUUCGGAGACGUUAGAUCUUGGCUCCGCCCUGGAGGUGGGAUCAGAGGACGACUGGGUCAGCGUUGAUGUCCCUGAUAGCAAUGGUGGUGGCGACGACACCGACUUGGAGAAGCUGAUCUUGUGGGUGGAGAUCAAGAAGCAGAUCGAGAUUCUGAGGCAAGGAAUGGGGGAGGAGAGGCAGCGGAGGGUUCGGUUUCAGUAG
Podospora pseudocomata is the source of this 1536-nucleotide messenger RNA. RefSeq lists its product as uncharacterized. Gene Ontology annotation, biological process: autophagosome maturation; retrograde protein transport, ER to cytosol; mitotic spindle disassembly. The transcript has 3 exons. Gene Ontology annotation, molecular function: ATP hydrolysis activity; ATP binding; polyubiquitin modification-dependent protein binding. The record is from RefSeq and is a predicted model, not a curated record. The coding region runs from base 1 to 1536 and encodes 511 amino acids. Gene Ontology annotation, cellular component: cytosol; VCP-NPL4-UFD1 AAA ATPase complex; nucleus. Lineage: Eukaryota; Fungi; Ascomycota; Sordariomycetes; Sordariales; Podosporaceae.